Molecule: messenger RNA, 1799 nt
Organism: Zalophus californianus (California sea lion)
Lineage: Eukaryota; Metazoa; Chordata; Mammalia; Carnivora; Otariidae
Gene: MRNIP
Product: MRN complex interacting protein
Exons: 7
Coding region: 71-1072 (333 amino acids)
Biological process (GO): mitotic G2 DNA damage checkpoint signaling
Cellular component (GO): nucleus
Molecular function (GO): chromatin binding
Source: RefSeq, a predicted model, not a curated record
ACGCGUGCGGGAGGCUAAGCCGGGGCGCACAGGAGCACAGCGCGCAUGCGCAGCGGCGACGGUGUCCGCAAUGGCGCCGUCACAGCGGGUUCGGGUGCUGCGGUGCUGCCGCUGUCGCCUCUUCCAGGCGCACCAGGAGAAAAAGAGUCUCAAGUGGACAUGCAAAGCUUGUGGAGAGAAGCAGUCAUUUUUGCGGACUUAUGGUGAGGGCUCUGGUGCUGACUGUAGACGCCAUGUCCAAAAAUUAAAUCUGCUGCAGGGACAGAUUUCAGAGAUGUCACCCAGGUCUCUGGAAGAACCCGGAAAUGAUGAAGAGGAAAAUGUGGGGCCCAGGCAGGCUGAGCGUGGGAGUGUGCAGGAAAAACCUCAGUCCUCAGAGAACCGCUGGCUGAAGUAUCUGGAAAGAGACUCAAAAGAGCUGGGGAUAGAAAGAGGAGUGUGUUUUGAGAGACUGCCCUUGUCCAGGACAGAGAAGCCAGAGCCUCCCUUCAACACAGGUCUGCCUAGAAAAAGGAAAUGCAGCCAGAGCACAGUCUGGCCUCCACACAGCCCCGAUGUCCAGAACCUAGGUGAUUCUGAGGUUACAUUGGAGCCCCAGAAGGACCAUGCUGGCCUGGCCGGGAAGGUCACAGAAGGUGGCAACCACAAGGAUGGGGGCACCGGGGAGCUUUCUGUUCCUCAGGGGGGUCCUCCAUGUCCGGCCCCACAGCUAAGAGCCACGUCAUCCAAGUGGGACCGCUUCCUUCUGCUGCCUGGAAAUGGCCCAUGUGUGGACACGGAGCCCCCAAUACCUCUGCACAGAGACCCCAAGCCAGCCGGGGCAGCACUGGCUGAGCAGGGGACCCCAAGGGAAGGGCGCCCCAGCAGGCCCCUCAGUGCACCCAAGCUUCCCUGGCCCACACACACUCUCACAUCGGGGUCCCAGAGGCCCUGCGGAAAGCCCCCCGGACAGCCACAGGACACUGGUCCUCUGGCAAAGGGCAGGACCGUGGUCACAGGGUUACAAGAGCCCCCACUCGUGCGACUGUGUAACCUCUUUGAAACUGGUGAGGACUUUGAAGACGACCUGUGAACUGAAACUAGGUUACCAACACGGACACGCGUUACGUGAACCCUUCUCCCCUGGACCUCUCGGCCACUGCAAAGGGGACUCCCCAAUUAGCUUUUAAAUAGGACUAGGGUGGGGGGGCACCUGGGAGGCUCAGUCGGUGAAGUGUCUGCCUUUGGCUUAGGUCAUGAUCUUAGGGUCCUGGGAUCAAACCCCGCAUCAGGCUUCUUGCUCGGCGGGGGGUGGGGGGGGGUGUCUGCUUCUCCCUCUGCCCCUCCCACCUGCUCGUGCACGCUCUCGCAGUCUCUCUCUCUCAAAAUCUUUAAAAAAAAAAAAAAAAAGGACCGGGGAUGAUUUAUGCAAACUGUCAAGGACAAACACAACUACCAGGUCAUCUGUGGUUGUAACAUCUUUGAUUAAAGUGCUUAUACCAUUUAAUUACUGAUUGCAAAAUAGCAACAGAAUGGUUACAAUGGGGUUUUCUUACUGUAAAAGCAACAGACGCGUCUGGAAAUGAGGGAACUAGAGUGGUUAUGGAACAGGCAGUAUUCUGUGAGCUCUGGCCUCCCUCCCCUCUCAGCCCCUCCUCUGCAGAUUCAAGCAGCCCAGUCCCCGACUGCCCUGUCCUCACUCCUCUCCCACCCAGCAGGAUGUCAGCUGUACUCACUCUAAACUUGGAGCUGAUCGGUUUUCUAGCAGAAAAUCAACUACAUGUCAGCCUACUAUUAGUCAUUUAAAAAAAAAAAAAAAA